AUGGACAGUGCUGUUCAUUUAGUUCAAGAGUUAGAUGGCGUAAGAAUCAUUGGUAACGAGACUCAUGAACUGCUUCAGCAAGUUCCAGGUUGGUAAAUAUGAUUACGUUGAUUGCGGGCGGUUUCUCCUCCUGGUGAAACCUCGCUAGCAACCAGGAGCAAGGUGAAACGGCUGUAUUAGCAGACUACAAGUGAAAGGUUUCAAAAUGCUCGCAGAUGAAAAACGUGUCUCUUGUUCUCGAUUCAUACAGCUAUCGAAAUAUAGCCAAAAAUAAGAAUCCCUGCUGGUGGCCGGGAUGUCCUUGAGAUUUAUUUCUUCUCUACAGACUUUUGAUACAUUUCCAAAUUACCUUCUGCUAAAACGUGUCAUUACCUGUAGGUGCUUAAACCGAAAUAAACUCUCGAGACUGUUGACUUAAAUCUAUAGCUCAGUGUGGUCUUGCUGUGGCUCAUAUAUGAUUUUUUCAGCUUUAUCCCCGGAAGCAGAUGGGACUGACUCUACAUUCAGUAUUCCCCCCUCCAAAGAAAAUGGGUACCCUGUUGUCACGAGCAAGCAAAAAGCCCUAAACUUUAUUCCAGUCGACUUGUUCAAUCGGUUUACGGUCAAGUCGCCCAAAAUCAGAGUCAUGUCGCCCGAUAUCGUGAGUCAUGUCCCUCGAAAUAAAUAGCGAUAUUUGCGUCUGUGUUUAACUUCACAUUUGCAUAGGUUACCGGACACAGUUGAGUCAACAUUUUUCGACUAAAUUCCUUGCGAUAUACUUCAAAUGUUACUUUUGUUCAAGUUUAUACACUCGAUAAAAUUUUAGGCUACAUGACUUAGGAUUUCAGGCGACAUUACUCUGGUUUCAGGCGAUAUGACUUCGGGCGAGAUGACUUUCUAGCGACUUGACCGGUUACCGUUCAACCAGAACCACUUCUUAUCAGGAAUGUGAACGAUUAUGUCCGAUACUAGAGCAACUAUUCCUAUUCAUCUUUCAGCUGCUGUGGAACAAGUGUUUCAAAUCGGUUCAAUGGAACCAGGUGCGAUGCUGUUUGAUGCAUCAAAGGAAUUUGAGGUAAACAAUGCUUCACUCUCUCUGGGAAAAAGUUGUCUCGGGUAAAAGGCUCAGCCGCCUACCCAAGCCAGUGGCGGAUCUAGGGGAGGGGCCAAGGGGGGCUCGCCCCCACCCCCUUUAUUGUUAGACCGCCACUGCUAGCCACCCUGGGUGAGCCUGUUGUUGGGUGACCUGUUUUCCUUGGUAAGGUCACCAUCCUAGCUGAGCCAACUUUUUCCAUAUAGUAAAAAAUAAUCAACUUUAUUUAUAUAGCGCUAUUUCAGUCCAAAAGCACUGAGGCUUAAAAUAACGUGGGUUGGUAUAGAAUAGGAUUUUUUUACCUGCGAGAUUGCUUUUACUGUAGGUAAUCAAGAAUUUUUUUUCAGUAUCCGGAGUAUGAGGACCGCGCUUUGUAAUUAGUUCGGCGGUCCGCUUUAUUAUCAGCAAUACCACUAUGGUGAAAUAUUACUCAAUUGUUAAAGGACUCAUGUCGAGAAAGAAAACGUACAGCUGCAAAGAAGACCAAUGGGGGAAUGGAAUAUGGAGAGAUUUAACAAAUGAGUUGAUAAAUUAAAUACAAACAAGUUUCAUGCUCUAGCCCUUCGUCAGAACGAAGAAGGGAUAGCACUUGAAAUGUUGCUGCUAUAUGGCUCCGAGGCUUUCUGGUCAUCUUUUCCUUAUUGGGUUUGUUUUUUUUUUGUGCUUAAUUCUCUUCUGGGAAUUUUGAGACAAUUGAGUCGUGAAAAAUUUUCAGUUUUGACCCUAAAGCCUUGGAGUCAUGUUAGAAUUUUAAUAUAUCGAACGUGGGCCAUUGAUCAAUAUAACUUCUUAACUUUCACCAUUCUUCUCUCCAGGGGUUACCAAUAUGCUCGUCUUAUAGGACGUCAACAAAACCUGAAACGCACCGGGUCAGAUCAACACCUGUAACUCACUGAAUAAUUAAAGGUAAGGGAUAGUGCCUCUGGGAAUGAUCUGAUUCGGUUCUGUGGUCCAGGUUUUGCCUACGGCCUUUCUCGUGGCUUCGGCGCUUGUGCCUCCACGAGGAGACCUGCUUACAGCCUGGCUUAAAGCCAGCCUUGACUUCUCGCUGGAGCGAUCUCACCAUAGUAAGUUCGUCGUUUGCAAAUCGGCAAACAAGCCUAUCAUAGCCAUGCCAUAAUAGCCUGUUCACAGGCCCUCUGUUUUCUCUUCAAGGUCCGUCGAGCGCGGGUGAUAAAAUAUAAACCGCAGGGGAUUAUAUUUGAAAAGAACGAAAAGAAAAAUAAAACAACGUCUGUGUACAGGCUAUGCCAUGAUGCAUAAUGUAUCUUUCAAGAUACUCACAUCUUCGUGGCCUGAUUUUUUACCUGUAGCUGUCGGACUAUGA
Molecule: messenger RNA, 2399 nt
Organism: Porites lobata
Lineage: Eukaryota; Metazoa; Cnidaria; Anthozoa; Scleractinia; Poritidae
Source: the annotation of a GenBank genome assembly